AUUGUUCUUCGAAUAAUCUAUCAGCGUACUACACAGGUUGAGGAAGUGACCAGGUUGACCUUGGCUGCCACAGACGCUGUUCACGAGGAUAGCCGUGUACACAAAAUCAGUUGUUUGAGUCAAUACCCCAUGUAGUAUGAUUCCAUAGGAUUUUAAAUAUUAUACCGAAAACACGCUAAUACAGUAGUACUUGGUUGUGUGCCCACUUCGGUAGGUAUAAAAAAGAACAAGACACGCGGCAAGCGGCAUAGGUACUAAGUUUGUGCGCCGCAGAGGAUUAGCCGUGUCCGACUUAUUUUUUAUAUGGUUAUUUUUUAACUGUUAAGUGUGUUUUUACAUAUUUUUUAUACCUACAACCGAUAAAAAUGCGAUGCCAUCAGAACCACUAUUCAAGAACACGUUUUCUGUCGAUAUUCAUAACGGUACUCAGCGUCAACCUAGCUGCUGUUUUUUCAUUAGAUACUGUUAACCAAGUCAGAGAACAUGGAUAUCCAUUGAAAACUUAUAAAUUUUGGACUCCCGAUAAAUAUUUGUUGGGAUUGGAACGAAUCCCUUACAGCAAAGAUGGAAAUGGAACAAUCGGCAGACCCGUUUUACUACUGCAUGGCUUGUUUUUAAGCUCAGUUAUAUUCACAUUAAACUCUUCCUCUCUUAGUUUUGUUUUAUCGGAUGCUGGUUUUGAUGUAUGGUUGUUCAACGCUAGAGGUUUAGGUUUAUCCAGAGCAUUAAACAUCUAUGCUAGGGACGGAGCACCGCCUAGAAUGAACAAGAUAUCUUGGGAUUUUAGCUGGCAUGAAAUGGGAGUUUUAGACAUGACAACAGCCAUUGACUUCGUUUUAAAUGAAACUGGAUAUUCUAAAAUUGACAUUCUCGGUUAUUCUCUUGGUACCACAAUGGCUCUGGCUGGUCUUUCGGAUAGGCCAGAGUACAAUGAUAAAAUCAACAAGCUCGUUCUAAUGGCACCGACGUCACGGUUGAAGGAGUUAGGCAUGCCGCUUACCAUGGUUAGGCGUUACGCAAGACUAAUUACGGUGUUUUUGAACGGUGUCAACUUUUUCCCUUAUACUGAAGAUCCAGACACGACAUAUCGGAUGAUCGGUAACAUUUGCAGAGAAAAAAAUGUUUUUGAACUAUGUAAAUGGUUCGUCGAUCUAGCUCACGGUAUAAGCACUCCUUUAAGUAACGACACCGUGGUGAAUAUUCUGUCAAUAUUUCCACAACCUGUAUCGUCUCGAACACUGAAACAUUAUAUUCAACUAAUGAUGUCCGGGAGGUUUUGUCAUUAUGAUUUUGGCCCUGCCGCAAACAUGAGACGUUAUGGUACUAUCCAACCACCGGAUUACGAUUUAUCCAAAAUUACUGCUCCGACAUAUGUGAUACACUCGAAAGACGAUACUUUAGUUUCUCCAUUGGACGUCAAAUGGUUAGUAAACAAUUUACCAAAUGUGAAGUACGUGUACUAUAUUGACAACGUUCUGUUCGGCCAUUUGAGCUUUUCACUUAGCCCGGAUAUGAAGGAACUCGUGAACUUGCCUAUAGCACACUUUUUGUUAGACGACACACAUGAAAAUUCGGUUAGAAAAAGGAAAGUAUCCUCUUAAUAAAUUAUUAUUUUUUAACAAACAUUUUUCUUGAUAACUCUAUUGAUUUAAUUAAUGAGCUGUGAUCGUGAAAAUAUCUUAUUUUGUAUUACGUGCUUAGAGUAUGUAAAAUGUAUUAAAUAUGCAUUAGUUUGUAUUUCUAAUUGUAAAAGAAUUUUAAGAAAUCUUUCAGUUCUCCAUUAAAUAUACAAUAAAUUUAAGAAAUCAAUUCGUUAUUGUAUACCAAUAAUAUGUGUCAUUGUUACUAUUAGUUGCUAAUUUUGUUUAAAAUGCUUUGUCGCUACUUCAUAUUUACUUUAUUAUAAUUUGUAAAUUUUAUUAAUGUGAAAUCAACUUAACGACAAAAUAAAAUUAAAUAUAAUUUUACCAAAGUAGUUUUAUUCUUGUAAUGUAUUAUUGCAUA
Molecule: messenger RNA, 2004 nt
Organism: Adelges cooleyi (spruce gall adelgid)
Lineage: Eukaryota; Metazoa; Arthropoda; Insecta; Hemiptera; Adelgidae
Product: lipase 3-like
Exons: 8
Coding region: 366-1601 (411 amino acids)
Molecular function (GO): hydrolase activity, acting on ester bonds
Source: RefSeq, a predicted model, not a curated record